Molecule: messenger RNA, 5843 nt
Organism: Oncorhynchus kisutch (coho salmon)
Lineage: Eukaryota; Metazoa; Chordata; Actinopteri; Salmoniformes; Salmonidae
Product: synaptotagmin-2-like
Exons: 10
Coding region: 451-1746 (431 amino acids)
Biological process (GO): synaptic vesicle endocytosis; calcium ion-regulated exocytosis of neurotransmitter
Cellular component (GO): synaptic vesicle membrane; dense core granule; axon
Molecular function (GO): clathrin binding; phosphatidylserine binding; calcium ion binding
Source: RefSeq, a predicted model, not a curated record
GAGAAAUAGAGAGACAUUUGGAGAGAUUGUGUAUGUUGAGGGAGAGAGACAGUGAGGGAGGAGAGAAUUGACAGAGGGGGUAUUUGAUUGAGAGUGGGAAUGGGGGGAGACGGUGUGUACAGGAGAGAGAGGGCUAGAAAGAGAGGGAGAGUACUGCCCUGCUCUGCUGCAGUGGAGAGAAGUGAGAGGAGAGACUGCAGUCUCUGUUUAUGGGAGAAUUCAGGGGAUGUUACCACGACACUGAAACGUUAGCCCUACGAGCCUGAUUAUUGGAUGGGUCACCCAGCCAGUGCGAAUAUCACAUUAGACUGAUUUGUCCUAGGAAUCUGAAAAUCGGUGUGUAUCUAUCUGGGGCUUCAGGUUUGCGACUAACUAAGUGGAGCUGUCCAGUGCUGAGCUGCAGAGAUGCAGAAAUUGGAAUGGACUGUGUGCGUGGCCUAGUCAUUGACGAUGAAGUGGAACUUGUUCAAGAAUAAGCCUGAGGCCAUGGUGGGUCCAGAGCCCACGGGCACCGGUGCCACCAUGACCGCGGCCCCAGCCGUAGCAAUCGCCACCACAGUGGCUGAACCCCCAGGCAACGGUACAGAGUCCAAGAAUGACAUGUUCGAAGAGAUCAAGAGCAAAUUCUUGAACGAGAUCGAUAAGAUCCCACUCCCUUCCUGGGCUAUCAUAGCCAUUGCUGUGGUGGCCGCCCUCCUCAUCCUCACCUGCUGCUUUUGCAUUAUAAAGAAGUGCUGCUGCAAGAAGAAGAAGAACAAGAAGGGCAAGAAGGGAAAGGAUGGCUUCAACAUGAAGAACAUGAAAGGGGAUGAGAAACAGGACGACGACGAUGACGAAGGUGAGACAGGGCUGACGGAGGAAGAGAAAGAGGAAGAGGAGAAAGAGGAGGAGAAGCUCGGCAAACUGCAGUACUCACUUGACUAUGAUUUCCAAGACAACAAGCUCACAGUGGGAAUACUCCAAGCUGCAGACCUUAUAUCCAUGGACAGCGGAGGCACCUCUGACCCGUACGUUAAGGUCUAUGUCCUCCCAGACAAGAAGAAGAAGUUUGACACCAAGGUUCAAAAGAAAAACCUGAACCCUGUCUUCAAUGAAUCAUUUGUUUUCAAGUUACCGUAUGAUGAGCUCGGUGGGAAAACCCUGGUGAUGUCAGUCUUUGACUACGACCGAUUCUCCAAGCAUGACAUCAUUGGAGAGGUGAAGAUCCCGAUGAACACCAUUGACCUGGGACAGCCCAUCGAAGAAUGGAAGGAUUUGGAGAGUGCAGACAAAGAGGAGCCUGAGAAGCUGGGAGACAUCUGUAUCUCUCUCCGUUACGUGCCCACCGCUGGCAAACUCACUGUCUGUAUCCUGGAGGCAAAGAACCUCAAGAAGAUGGACGUGGGUGGACUGUCUGAUCCCUACGUGAAGAUCGCGUUGCUGCAGGGCGGCAAGAAACUGAAGAAGAAGAAGACCACGGUGAAGAAGAACACUCUGAAUCCGUACUACAACGAGUCCUUCAGCUUUGAGAUCCCAAUGGACAUGAUGCAGAAAAUCUUGGUGGUGGUGACAGUGUUUGAUUAUGACAAGAUUGGCAAGAAUGACGCCAUUGGGAAGAUAUUUGUGGGAAGCAAGGCGACGGGCCCUGGUCUGAAGCAUUGGUCUGACAUGCUCUCUAACCCCAGGCGUCCCAUUGCCCAGUGGCAUCCACUACAACAGGAGGAGGAUAUAGAUGCGGCGCUGGCAGGUUUAAAUGCAAAAAAGUAACUUAAUUUGGCCAAUUUGAUUACCAACUAACCCAACUCAGAAACCCUCCCUCCCCAACCCUCCUACACUGCAUGAAACUCAUGACUUGCACAUGAUUCUGUCAUGUCUACUUGAAACACUGAACAAAAAAAAGAAACAUCUAGAAUAUCAGCUUAUUCAUAGUUAAAUUGAAGAACAUAAACAACACUUUUUCAACAUCAUAGCAUUUCACAUAUUUAGUGUAUUGUGAGAAGAGGGAGAUUGAACGAUUGAUUGGUUGAUAAAUGGAUCUGUGUUUCAUUUCAGCAUGCUUUUUAGCACCAGAUGCUUAGAUGCUGAUAAUGAAUGCUUAGAGAAUGGCUCAAUGAAAGGGAUGGUUAUAGCUUCUUCAUUUAGUUGAUCGAACAUUAUGCAUGCUUUACUUAUGCUCUCACUGCUCUGCAUAAACCAUGCCAAACCGAUUCCUAAUAGCAUAUAUCUUGUUCUCAAACCAUAAGUGUGCCAUAUCUUGCAGUAGAAUGAGUAAAUGUCUCAUACUGAACCGUUUGAAAUCUUCUUAUGUAAAGGGUUUAGGUGAGAUGGUAUACAGUUAAUACAAUGGCAGCAAUUCAUUCCAGAAUGUCAUUUUAACAGAACUUGACAAUGCAAUGUUUUUUUUGUUAUUCCAAUUUUAUUAUUAUUAUUAUUAUUAUUAUUAUUAUUAUUAUUAUAUGUAUUCCCAUACAUAUGAGAGAGCCAUAUUGUGGCAAAAAAUGACAUUUGACAUUGCAGUUAAUGAUUAUUAAUCAAACAUCAUUUCUAUGCAGUUAUGGCUUUCCGAGUGAUACACAGUCUGGGAGGAGUUCAUGGGUGCCUUUUUUCAUUAAACAGUUUGGUGAAGUACACUAGGCUCUCAACUUAAUGUGCACUGAGGUAAACUGUAUACCUGGCAAAAGUCAUAAUGACACAGUCCAAGAAAACUGCCAAUGUGUUGCAGACCUUUUUUUGACCACUUGGAUGUAAACGUGUUUACUUAUCCAUGCCCAAGGUAAAAAUGAAGAAAUUAUUUAUCUCUGUCGUUGAAAACACAUUUGACCCUUUACUAAUUUAAGUCAAAGAUACAAAUUGUUGAGGAUUUAUGUUCAAGAAAAUAAAGAAAAAAUGAUGAAUCAUAUUCUAGUAAAACAACAUUACACCCUGUACACUGUUGUGAAUUCAUUUUUGGCAUUAGUGCUAUCAAGAUGAAAGGGGCAUAUGUUAUAAAAUGGGACCAUCUGCUUGUUACAGCCGCUGCCUGUGAAUUGUAAAUCACGGUGCAUCUCUGAAAUGACUGAUACAAACAUACUGGAGGGGAUGUUUUCUCAGUUGAAAUGUGUGUUUGCAUGAAGGCCCGGCGUCCAUUUCUCUCCGCAGAGGAUGACUCUAGCGGCGUGGGUAUUCAUUCCAUUUUUUGGAUGCUCAAUUUGUAAUGAUGAAAAGGUACUCGUCAAGCAACCGGUACAUACAAAUGUAGCUUUUGCAUGAAACAAACGAGAGUAAAGUAAGCAUGAUUUAUGCCUUGUGCAAAUCUUCAUGUCAAUUGGCCUUUGGCUUUUGCACCACACACUCAUCAGCAACCUGCUUAGUAUGUAACCCUUACUGUUUGGUGCCAAACUGCUGAAACAUUGUGUAUUGUCUGCUGUUUAUUCAAACCUGUUUUUCCCAAGGGCGUUGUUCGUUCAGACAUCCUAUGAUUUUGAUGUCCAAGAGGCCACUGUAUAUAAGCUGAUCAAACUGAAAGGAGGGUGAACGUUAGGAUGCUAAUUAGUCCAUUGUAGUUUUGCCUCCCCCCCUCUCUCUUCCUUCUGUAAAUAUUAUGCAUUGAGCAAAUGUGUUAAUACAGCAUGCAUCGAUACAAUGUUGUAAAUAUCAGCAUGUUUUAAAGAGGAAUCAUAACUAUAUUGUGUUUGUGUCCAAUGUCAUUUUGAUAAUAAAACGGAGAGAAAAUAUGCAUUGACUGCACAUUUGAUGUAUUUUCCCUAAAGGCUAUGGGACUCAACGUAUGUCUGCAUAGUCUAUGGGUUUUAGAGGCUAUUUUCUUGCCUGGAAUUCAAGUGUUGAUUUUUACUGUGUGGGUAUUCAUUUAGCAGACCAAAAAUGUUGCAUGCUUGUUUUUAGUAUGUGUUAAUUGUAUAAUCCUUUCAAUCUGUGUACUGUGGUCAACCCUAAAUAUUUUACUAUAUACUACAAGUACAAAUGCAAUAUUACUAACAUGUCCUGCAUUCACUUGUAUGUGUGCAUGGUCUUUGAUGGCCAUGAUUCAUUGUGUAUUUAUUGCAAAAGGACAACAUUCACUAGCUCUCUUGCUUUGUAAUUAUAUGUACCAUAAGUGUUUCCUUCAUUUAUCCUGCCAGAGGUUGUAGUAACUGCCUUAUCAAACAUAAUUUGUAUCUGUUGGGUUGGCCAGUAUUGGCCCAUUACUAAGUCACAUGACAGUACUACACAAAUGUAAGUCCAAGUACUAGACCUUCCUUAGACUGUUUAGUGACAGGUUCAUAACUCACCGCAUAGAAGUCAAAGCAUGGACUUGUAGCCCUCUUUCAACACCUCUUAUAUAUUUGUACCCUGAGUAGACCUCUGCUUGCUGUCAUUCAAUGCUUAGUAUAACAGUUAAAUGUGUCUUUUUUUAGUAUGUUGAUCAAAAUAAGAAGAAAAGCCAUACAACUUGAGCACUGAAACAUUAGAGCUCAUCUGUGAGGUUAGUAACCAAGCCUAAAACACCUCUUAGGUAUCUAUACUCUGAGCAAAGGUAUAUUGCUACUCAUAUAAAAAAACGUAUAGAGAUAUUAACAGAGUAGCUGGUUCAGACUUUACCACUUUCCUAUGACACAAUAGCUUAAAAAUGAUCUACCGAAUAAGUAUAUUUAUAUGUGAAUUAUAUUAGAUUUGUUCCUCUAUAUAAUCACCUGUGCCAGCUCUGUUGGAUUUUCACCACACAUUAUAUAAUAUGUGUUUUGCUUAUAUAUAGGUACUGAACAUGAUAAUAGUGGUUAUGUUUACCAACAUUGUUGGCAUGACUUUGAGUUAAUAUUGUAAGAUAUACAUGCCUCGGCAUGUAUUAAAUCCAAUGACUGCUUGGCUCUUUGGGAUGAUCAAAUACAUAUCUAUGUUCGGAAAAAGUUUAAAUGAAUCUUCAGUCAGUCGUAUAAUUUGCACAUGGAAUGCAAAACAAUGUUUUAUGUUAGCAUAAAGAGCCAAAAUAGUGAAAUGUUACUCGAUUGCAAAAUUACGUACAUUUCUCCAUGCUCUUAAUACACCGAUUGCAAGUAUACAUCUGAUUUAUUUAACCCAUAAAACCCAUACAGUAUAACCUCCAUUCCAGUUAUGCAGUUAUUACUCAAAUUAUGAGUUUAAUUGUGGUGAUGAAUGAAUACUGUUACUUCCUCACAUGUUUUCCGGAUCCCUCCUAUUGAGUAUGCUUGGGUUGAUUAUGAUUGUUUUAUAGACCAUUAUUCUGUCCAUUUUUAAAAGUUGUAUUUGCAAUAGGACCAAUAGCGCCUGUGUUCUUCUAACAUUUUCUCAGUGAACAACAGAAACUGAGUGGGUUUUUCAAAUUACUGCAAUGCAGGCAACAAAAUCCCUGUCUUCCUGGGUCUAUGGAACUCUUUUGAGUAUGGGGCGGACCCAAACAGUGCAGAGCUACAUUCGCAAUGCAAUACUGCCAAACUUGCUGCUUAAAAAAAAAAGAAAUAGGGUUUCUCUUUAUGCAUAGCGUUUUGAUCCUCCAUGGCCACCAUGCUUCACGACUUCCAAAGAACUGUUCCCCUCUGCCUCUCCUCCUCACUCCCUCCUCUCCUUCUAUACUAUUCAACAACAUGGACAAGGGAAAUGCUUGAACGUGAUUGUUUUUUUUGUCUCGUUGUAGAGGUGUGCGUAUGUGUGUGUGUGUGUGUCAGUAGUUGUGCCUUUUGUGGAUUGCAUGAUUUAUUUCCCUACCAACAAACAUGUUGUUGUCCAGCAAAAAGACUACAUAUCCUCCAGCUCUUGUAUCAAUAUAUCAGUCAAUGUGAUAUUAUUAAGAACCUCAAGGGAACCAAAACAUGGAAUGUCUCCACAGACGUAUCUAUAUGUUAUCAUAGGAAAUAAAGGUCUUUUAAGUA